This is a messenger RNA of Schistosoma rodhaini, 5574 nucleotides long. The record is from the annotation of a GenBank genome assembly. NCBI's taxonomy places the organism in Eukaryota, Metazoa, Platyhelminthes, Trematoda, Strigeidida, Schistosomatidae.
GCUGCAUCUGUCGACGCUUUAAGAAAAAGUUGAAUUACCUGAAAGACUAACACAAGCUUCAAAGAAUUCUUUUUUUUCAAACUGAAUCAAUUGUUAGUAACGUAAUCUGGUGAUUAUUUGAUGCUUACGUUACUUUUGGCGUUUAGCGCGCUUUUUGAGGUUAUUGGCACAGAUUAUUCUUCGAAGACAUUAUUGGGAUAUUUGAUAAUUGAGUGAACUGCAUUUGUAUUGGUUACCUUAAAAGGAGCUUACAAAUUAUUUCAACUGAAUGAUUGAAUAUCUGUAAUCAACAAAAACAACAAAAACAAAAAGAAAAUUACCAACAAUAAUCAUACCUAACUGUUACCAUCUAGAAUCCAUUUCAACUCUUCCUCUUUUUUUUCCUUUUUUUAAAUGUACCGCCGAUUUUUUAAAUCAAAAAAUGACAUAGGAACACGUUUAAUUUAUCCAAUUACAUUAAUUGAUUUAAAUCAAUUAAAAUUACCUAAAAAAUAUUUAACUAAUUAUAUUAAAACAACAAAAUAUACAAUAUGGACAUUUAUACCAUUAAAUUUAUGGGAACAAUUACAUCGUUUUGCCAAUAUAUAUUUUAUAUUUAUAUUAAUAUUAAAUUUUAUACCAGAUAUUGAUGCAUUUGCUAAAGAAAUAGCACCAAUACCAGUUUUAAUUACAUUAGCUAUUGUUGCUAUUAAAGAUGCAUAUGAAGAUUUUAGAAGAUAUUUAUUAGAUCGUAAAGUAAAUAAAAAACCAUGUGAAGUAUAUUCAAUACAAGAAAACCAGUAUGUGAUUGAUCAAUGGCAACAUCUUCGUCCAGGCGAUUUUGUUCGUUUACACACUAAUGAUAUAAUUCCAGCUGAUAUUUUAUUAUUAGCUACAUCAAAUAGUACUGGUAUUUGUCAUAUUGAAACAUCAAAUUUAGAUGGUGAAUCUAAUUUGAAACAACGUGAAAUUAUUCCCAAUUUAUCGAAUAAAGAUGAAUUUUCACCACUGACAUUUCUUUAUCCAAUUGAAGUAGAAGCCCCAAGUGCUGAAUUAUACAAAUUCCAUGGGAAAAUUCUACUUCCAGAUAUACGUAUUCCUAUUCACAAGAAUAAUAUGCUACUAAGAGGUUGUGUAUUACGUAAUACUGAUUACGUAAUAGGUAUUGUUAUAUAUGCAGGUUGUGAAACAAAGGCAGCUUUGAACAAUUCUGGUGUCCGAUUUAAGAGAAGUAAACUGGAAAAACAAAUUAAUAUGGAUGUUAUAUGGUGUGUACUUAUUCUAGUUUUAGUCUGUGUCACUGGAGCUAUUGGUAGUGCUGUUUGGCAUCAGAAUUUACCAGGUGAUGAUGUAUUGUUCGUGGCGCUUGAUAGAAAUUCUUCAACUUCAACACCUGCUUACCAAGGUUUUCUCAAUUUUUGGAGAUUUGUAAUCAUUUUUCAGACUAUUAUACCAUUACCAUUAUAUGUAACUAUUGAAUUUGUUAAAAUGCAUCAAGUAUGGCAUAUGAAUAAUGAUUUACAAUUAUAUGAUAAUCAUUUAGAUAGACGUAUUGAAAUACAUGCAUUUAAUAUACCUGAGGAUUUAGGUCAAAUUGAAUAUGUAUUCACUGAUAAAACAGGUACAUUAACAGAGAAUAAAAUGGAAUUUAAACGUGCUAGUAUUAAUGGAAUAGAUUAUAAUGCAGAUGAUGGUGAUUAUCAUGAAAAUAAUGAUCGAUUGAGUGGUCAUUCUUCACCAAAGCAUAUUAUAACAAGUUUGAAUACACUAAAAAGUAUAUUAGAGAAUAGAACAGUUUUUUCAUAUCAUCAAAAAACUAUCAAUAAUGAUAUGGAAUAUUCUGAUCAUAGUUCCAGGAAUUACUUCAUCCAUGAAAACAAGACAAAUCAUAUUGACUUUACUACGGUACAAAAAUCGAAUGACAUUCCAUCAACAAGUCAUACAAAAAUAGAUAAUGUUGUGGAUGAAAACAUCGAUAGACGUAAUUCUACGGAAAUUAAAUCUAGAACUUUUCAUAAUCAAUUUUUAUUAAGUGAAGAAACACGUAUUCAAGACUAUUUCUUGGCAUUAGCUAUAUGUAAUACAGCUGUAGUGUCUGUGACAAAAAAUACUCCAACAUUGUUUGAAGUACCUCCACGUCGUAAAGGAUUUCGUGAUUUCUUUCGUUCUGGUAAAUUAAACUCUAUAACACAUUUACAUCAAAAAUUACGUAAAACCAAACAACAACAACAACACCAACAACAACAAAGUCAACCUAAUACACUAUUAGAUAAGUCUAACAACAUAAAAGAUAAGAUGAUAGAUCCUAAUCAUUUAUCACGUGCUAAACAAACAAUCAAUUUAUCUAAUAUCUUUUCAAAUAAAUUACGUUCAAAUAGAAUAAAUGAAACAAAUGAUCAAAUAGAGAAAUUGAAUGAUCAUCAUCAUGAUAAUAACAGUAUUAUAUCUUCUGGUCCCUUGGUAACUAACCGUAUGAAUCCGAUCACUUCAACAGAUCAUGAUCUUAUCAACAAUACUAAUCAUGAAGAUACUAGUCAAGAAACUUUUGUCAUUGAUGAUUCUAAUUCUAAAUUAGAUGAUAUAGAAAUACAAUCUAUUAGAACUGAUGAAAUUGAUCAGCCAGAUGAUAAUACUAAUCCAUCAUUCAAUAUUAAUGAUCUAAAUGCUAAUUCAGCUAGAUCAUAUAAUGAACUUAUCAAAAGUAUAUAUAAUAAAGAAUCUUUACUAUUUUAUUCAAGUCGUUGUUUACCACCAGUUAUUGAAGCAUUAGAUUUAGAUGUAUCAUUAAAAAAUUCUCAGCAUAUUUUAAAUAUACCACAAAUAAAUGAUGAAAGAAAAAAUAAAAAAAUAUUAUUACAAUAUGAAAAGAAUCAAUUUAGUAGUCCAUAUAGUAUAUCAACAGAUGAAUUAAAUUUACAUAGACAACAAUCAGAUUUCGAAUCAUUAGGAUCAGCUAAUCAUCAUUUUGAUUCGAAUAGAGAUAUUAAAUUAGAUGUCCAACAAGAUAAUGAAGAAAACCCUACUAUGCUCAAAGAUUUACAACUCAAUCUUGCAAAAGAGAAAAGUGUUCAAAAUGAUAAAAAUCAAUUUGAAGAAGAAUUAGAAGUAAAUACAGCUAGAACUCUCACAGUGCGUAUACACAAUGGCAGUUCACUUGAGUUGCCUGUCGAAUCCGAUAUCUGUGCACAAAGUCCAGCCGAUUUAAAACAAUGUCCAUUAUCAGAUAAAACUUUAUUCAAUUCCUAUGAAUCUGAAAGUCCUGAUGAAAUAUGUCUAGUAAAAGAAGCAUGUAAACGAAAUUACAAAUUAUUACAACGCGGUGUCGACUUUAUGCUGCUAUGGUUACCAAAAGAUGGACUUGUUUGUAUAAAUGUAUUACGUAUUCUACCAUUUGAUUCACAAAGAAAACGUAUGUCUAUUAUAUUUCGUCAUCCAUGUACAAAUGAACCAAUAUUAUUUACAAAAGGUGCGGAUUCAUCAAUUAUGAAUCGUUUGGAUAAUACAGGAAUAAAUUCACGUGAAUUAGUAACUGCUACACAAGAACAAAUUGAUCAUUAUUCACGUUUGGGUUUAAGGACAUUAGUGAUAGCUGAACGAUUAUUGACAGAAGAUGAACUUCAGAAGUGGCUAAAAGAAGUCUAUGAAAUAGAGACUGGAAAUGAAAAUUCAACAGAGGCUAUGAUGAUAGUGAUGGAUAAGCUAGAGAGUAAUUUUAUUCUUUUAGGUGCUACAGGUAUAGAAGAUCGUUUACAAAAUGGUGUACCAGAAACUAUUGACGCAUUACGUGAAGCUGGUAUGCAUGUAUGGAUGUUAACAGGUGAUAAACAAGAGACUGCAGUGAAUAUUGCUCGUUCAGCUAAUCUGAUUACAUCACAACAUAAAGUAAUGUACAUUAAUUCACAUUCAGAGGCUCGUACAGAAUAUCUUUUAAAUUCAUACUUAUAUGGUAUUAUUAGUGGACAAUUUUAUGAUGGUUUAAAUGAAUCAAAUGAUAAACUAGAAAAAUUUUCUAAUCCACGUUAUUCUAAUACUCAACAAUACAGUCAAAAUUAUCAAACUAAUUAUCCAACUAAAAAUAGAUCUAAUUUAAUUCGAUCAUCAUCACAUUCACCACAUCGUAGUCGUACUAUACAUCGUGUACGUAUUAUUCAAACACAGAAACCAUCAUCAUUACCACGUGAUAUUACUUAUUUUCAUGAAUAUAGUAAUCAUAAUAAUAAAAAUAAGAUGAAAACAAAACAAUCGAAAUAUAUUUCUAAACUACUUAAAUUUUAUCAUUUAUUAUUUACACAUCAUCAUUAUAAUAAACAACAAUCAAUUCAUUAUAAAAGAUAUAAUAAUACUACUAAUAAUAGUAGUAAUAAUAAUUCAAUUUCAUUAGCAUUAGUAAUUGAUGGUGAAAGUUUAAAUUAUAUAUUAAAUAAUGAAAGAAAUAAAUUUAAAUUUAUUAAAUUAAUUGAAAUGUGUACUAAUAUUAUAUGUUGUAGAUCAACUCCUGGACAAAAGGCUGCUGUAGUUUGUUUAGUUAAAGAUGAAUUAAAUGCUCAAACAUUAGCUAUUGGUGAUGGUGCAAAUGAUGUUAAUAUGAUACAAGUAGCUAAUGUUGGCAUUGGUAUUAAUAGUGGUGAAGAAGGUAUGCAAGCUGUUAUGGCAUCAGAUUUUGCUAUCAGUCGAUUUUAUUUACUUAAACGACUAUUACUUGUACAUGGACAUUGUUGUUAUGAUAAACUUGCACAUGCUUCUUUAUAUUUGUUUUAUAAAGAUGCAGUUUAUAUAUUCCUCUUAUUCUGGUUUCAAAUGUUCAAUGGUUUUUCGGGUAGUAAUGCCAUAGAUCAAUUAUCACAAAUGUUAUUUAGUGUUACAAUGACUGGUUUACCACCAUUUAUUAUGGGUAUAUGGGAUAACCCAUUAGAUGAUAAAACUUUAUUAGCUAAUCCUAUAUUAUAUAGAUCUGGAAUAUAUGGUAAUGCUUAUCGUCCAUGGUUAUUUUGGAUGAAUAUUUUCGAUGCAUUAUGGCAAAGUUUAAUAGUAUUCUUUCUAUCCUAUUUUACUUAUUUUGAUGAUAAUAUUGGUUUAUGGGAAUUUGGUUUAUUCCAAACAAAUGCAACAAUUCUAUGCACAUUAUUUCAUUCAUUAAUAAUCACUAGAACAAUGGUUGUAUUGCAUGCAGUUAGCUUUUUUGUUAGUUAUAUUCUAUCAUAUUUAAUAUUUACAAUGAUCUAUCAUGCAUUUGCUGUUACUAUUGUUCCACCUGAAUGUCCUUAUCGAAUUAUUUUCCGUGUAAUGAAUGAUGUCAAAUUUUGGUUACUAACAUUGGUUACUAUUAUUUUGGCAUUAUUACCAAGUCAACUAUGUAAUGUGAUGCUCAGAAGUUUGGUAGUGUAACUUCUUAGCUGUAUCCCCAAUAUAAUUGGCUUCAUAGGAGCAGCUGUAAUGGAAAAUAUUCAUAGAUCCAGAGGAACUUAGUGGUUUAUCUUUAUUUCUUGAACUCAUCACUGGAUCGCUGAAGAAAAAUAAUCUGAUCUUGCAGCAUUGAAUGUUAGUCCUACUGUAGUGAACAGAACACUAGUUGGAACAAUCGAAUGUAUUUAAGCA